This is a messenger RNA of Psylliodes chrysocephalus, 3397 nucleotides long. The record is from the annotation of a GenBank genome assembly. Lineage: Eukaryota; Metazoa; Arthropoda; Insecta; Coleoptera; Chrysomelidae.
UAACAUUCUUCUGUAAACGACAAUACAUUUUACGAAUUCUGUGAAUAUGUAUUUUUUUGUAUAAAUAGGUAAAAAAACUAAGUCAUACUCAGUUCAAAAUCGAAAUGAAGAACAAUCAAGUUACUUCGAUUUUGUUGUGUGUUCUCUUGGGGAGUACUUUGGGGCAUGAUUACCAACGAGCCAAAUAUUUGGCGCCCCGAUCGAAAACAAAUCAUCUCUCCCCCUUCCAAGACCGAGCAGCUGAUUAUGCGGAUAAAUUCUGCGCUUUACAAUGUACCGGCGGAAAUGGCACACCAACAUUAGACAUACAGCUUCAGCUUUUUAUUAACAAGUCAAACGGCGAAAUUACAAUUGCCAACAUUAAGGCGAAUAUCGUUCUCAUCAUAAAUUUCAAAGCAGGUAUAGUGGCCCUCUUGGACGGAUCAACAGGCGGUGGUUUCAUAUUCAGUAUAGACAAUGGAACAGGACUCUACAUUGAAUCUAGUACAAAUAAUAAUUUAUGGCGCAUUUCAAAAGAAUCUUUAGAAAUGUACCUUUCUAAAUCAAUUUCUCUUAAAGUAAUCAUUAAUCUUAACAUUGGAGUCAAGUUCAGUGUUAGUACAGCUUCAAAAGCACAGCUUAGUUUGAUAGCCAGUCUUAUGGCAAAACUAUCUUCCAAAAUCGCACUUCAAAUUAAGUCUAACGAGAGUAUAGGACUCAGUAUUUUAGUAAAUAUAAGCAAAUCCCUCAUCACUAUACUAAACGGUUCACUUAAAGGUUUCUUCAGCCUUGUAGGAGAAGGUAUUAUUAAAAUUAAUGGUGACCUCUUGUGGCUACAACAAGUUUUUAUUGGUUUAGAACUUGUUAUAGGGACAAUGAAAGGAGGAAUAGAUGCCUUAAUCGAAGCUAAAGUCAAAUUUGAUCUAGCUGUUAUUUUUGGAGCAGCUAAUGGAAUCGAAAUUUUAAUCAAUAUUCUCCUAGCCAUCUCUGGAAAAAUCAAUAUUGCCCUAUUAGCUGGUAUUCUAAACUCUCCUAAAAGUUUAUUUGCUCUGAUUGCUCAGCUUGGUGGAGGAAUAGCUGUUGGUGUUACUGGUGUAUUCAGUGUCGUUUCUAAAUUACUGGCCCUCAUGGAUAGUGAUAUUACAAUAGACAUAUUUUUGGCAACUUUGGUAGAAUAUGCUGCCUCUAAACAAGCGAAUGGAGAUAUCGAAAUUGACAUUUAUAUAGGUGCUUUAUGGGAAGUAGUGCAGUAUAUCAAAAUUAACGAUAACAAGGAUUUAGCAGGUUUUUUGAAUAUUUUAAUUCAACUUAAACAAGGGCAACUUAUUGUUAAAGGUAUCAACAUUUCAGCAAUCAUUUCUGUCUUAGCAGGUGCUGCUAAAGUCGGUUUAACACUAGUAGUAUCAAUUCUUAUUAGCAUUGGUGGUGCCGUAGCUGUUGCCAUUUCUAUUCCUGCCUUACUUCUUCAUUUGAUCGGCCAUCUUACUUCAGCACUUGGAAUAACUAUACUCAAAGGUCUGGGUAUAAUUAUUAACGUGUCAUUGGAGGGAAAUAUUUUAGUAAAUAUCCUUAAAGGAUUUAGCGUGACAUCUAUUCUUAAAUUCUUUCUAAGUGGCUUCAAUGUAGUCGCUGUACUUAAAGCUGUUCCUGGUUGCAAAGAAAUCUUUGCUGCUGUAAGUGCUGCUCUAAGUUCUUCAAGUAAUGGCAAAAUUAAGAUUGAAAUUGUACUUGAAUCUAGCUUAGCCUCUUCUUUUGUUGCUCGUAUUCAAGCAAUUAUUAAGACUUUUUUCAAUAUUGGUGGAAGUAGCGGCAAAGCAACCACUGUUAAGGUAGAAACAACCACUUCUGGAAGUAUCUGGGACGAUAUAUUUGGACACCACGGAAGCAGCGGAAGUGGAUCUGGAAGCAGUAGUGGAAGUGGAUCUGGAAGCAUCAGUGGUGGUGGAUCAAUUGGCGGUUCACUAGGAGGAGGUGGAUCUGCAAGCAAUGGUGGAAGCAGUGGUGGAAGCAUUGGUGGAAGCAGUGGUGGAAGCAGUGGUGGAAGCACUGGUGGAAGCAGUGGUGGAAGCAGUGGCGGAAGCAGUGGUGGAAGCAGUGGUGGAAGCACUGGUGGAAGCAGUGGUGGAAGCAGUGGUGGAAGCAGUGGUGGAAGCAGUGGUGGAAGCGCAGGUGGAUCUGAAAGCAGUGGUGGAUCUGGAAACAACAGUGGAUCUGGAAGCAGCAGUGGUGGUGGAUCAAUUGGCAGUUCACUAGAAGUAGGUGGAUCUGCAAGCAAUGGUGGAAGCACUGGUGGAAGCACUGGUGGAAGCAGUGGUGGAAGCAGUGGUGGAAGCAGUGGUGGAAGCAGUGGUGGAAGCAGUGGUGGAAGCAUUGGUGGAAGCAGUGGUGGAAGCAGUGGUGGAAGCGCAGGUGGAUCUGAAAGCAGUGGUGGAUCUAGAAACAGCAGUGGAUCUGGAAGCAGCAGUGGUGGUGGAUCAAUUGGCGGUUCACUAGGAGGAGAUGGAUCUGCAAGCAAUGGUGGAAGCAGUGGUGGAAGCACUGGUGGAAGCAGUGAUGGAAGCAUUGGUGGAAGCAUUGGUGGAAGCAGUGGUGGAAGCAGUGGUGGAAGCAUUGGUGGAAGCACUGGUGGAAGCAGUGGUGGAAGCAGUGGUGGAAGCAGUGGUGCAAGCGCAAGUGGAUCUGAAAGCAGUGGUGGAUCUGGAAACAGCAGUGGAUCUGGAAGCAGCAAUGGUGGUGUAUCAAUCGGCGGUUCAAAUGGAAUAAAAAUAGGAGGAGGUGGAACUGGAAGCAGUGAUGGAUCUGGAGUCGCAGGUGGAUCUGGAAGCAGCAGUGGUGGUGGAUUAAUUGGCAGUUCAGGUGGAAUAAAAAUAGGAGGAGGUGGAUCAAGCGGUGGUAAAGGUGCAAUAUUAAUAGGAGGAGGAGUAGGAGAAGGAAGGAAUCCUCCUGCAAAACAUACAGUAGGAUCAAAUGGAGGUUCAGGUGGACUAUCCGGAUCUGCAAGUGGAGGAAGUUCAGGAGGCGGAACUGGGUCUGGAGGAAAUCAAGGAAGCGGAAGUAGUAAUGGUGGAGGAAGCGGAAGUUGGAGUUGGAGUAGUGGCGGAAAAGGAGGACUAGGUGGAUUUAUCAAUAAUGGCAUUAAAGGAGUACAAAGUGGUUCCAGUAAAUCUUCUGGAGAAAUUGGCCUUUUUGGAGGCUCCAAAGGCUCAGGUUCUAUAAGCAGUGGAUUUCAUUUAAAAAAUCACGGACACCAUGAAAGAAAAGAACACGAACGCCAUCACGAAAAUCAACAUGAACGCCAUCACCAAGAAAAAGAACAUGAAAAAUCCCACUAAACCAUAAAAAAAAUUUAAGCGAGUCUUCUAUUUGUAAAUAUUUAAUGUAAAUAAACGAAAUAUGCGUCAACAGUAAUUGUUUUCUA